AGUACGGGGCUGUCCAGCGCAGUCAUGUAUUGAAGCGGCCGCGGAACAGGCGUCGGCGAGCCGCGGACCAUCGAACCAUCUUGGAGCGUUGCCGGGGCGGACGAGGGCCCGUGCAAUUACUGUUGGCGCGGUGGACCCGGCACUGGACACGCCUUCACCGUUCAUCACAGCGGCAGCGCUACCCAGAGAGGAGCCGCUGGCCAGCCCCCCAGCUGGAGGAGUGGAGGCGUGCGGGGACCGCACACGUCACGGCGCACGAGGCAGCUAAGUUAGCCCAAGUACGCACACGAGGAUCGCUAUUCAGCUUUCUACAAACGCUUGGGUGACAGGGUGGCGACGGGAAGCGCGCAUAACAGCAAUAUGCCAAGCCGGGAAGGUGACUCAACGACCCCGCCGCCGCCCCGUCACGCAGCCAGCAGCAGCAGCCCCACAGCAACAACUGGCACUUUCCCCGGCGGUCCCAUAUACCCGCCCCCCGAGGCCGACCCAGAUGCCGACCUCGCGGCGGUCAUCCGUGCCAGCGCAGCAGCUACUGCCGCUACAGCUGCCUCGAGCAUGCUUGCUACAGCCGGGCAUGGCGGCAGCAGUGGCGCUGCUGCAGCCGCCGGCGGGGCAGCAGCACCCGUUGGGUCGGGCGGCGGGCUGCUGCAGCCGGCAACCCUGCGGCACGCGACCUUGAGGCAGGGUUACUCGCAAGCCCUUGAGCACGGUCAGGCCCAGGGUCAGGGGCUGGGGCCAGGGCCGGGUUCGGGGCUAGGGCCGGGGCCGGGGGAGGGGCAAACGCACGACGCGGUGAUGGAGGUGGCGGCGGAGGAUGACGGGCUGAGCUGGCUGGAAGCUGCCAGCAGCUACAGCCACAGCUACAGCACCGCCAGCAUCAACACGGCGGCUGCGGGGCGGCUGCGGGCGGCGCUGCUGGACCGGGCGGUGGGGUGCUACGUGGCGCAGGGGCGGCUCAACAUUACGCAGGCCACCGACUAUUGCUUGGUAAUGCUGACGCAGCCCCAGACAGCCGGGGGCGGAGGUGAUGGUGUGUCCGCCGCUAGGGCUGCGGGCGAGCUGCGGGCGGCGGCGGCUGACACGCUGCAGGCGCUGCUGCAGGACGAGCACCUGGGCAUGGUGGUGGACAGCCGCCGCGUGCUGGACGCGCUGGGCCGCGUGGCGGCAGGCUGUUGCGCCGCCGGCCUGGCCUUCGUCGCCCGCAGCGGCUGUAGCAGCAGCGGCGGCUGUAGCAGCAGGAGCGGUGGUGGCGGCGGCUGUAGCAGCAGCGGCGGCGUGGGCGGCGGCGGCGGCGGUGGCGGAGGCACGGGCGGAUAUGGUGGUGUGCGUGUGGGUGUCAGUGGCGGCGGUGUUCGUGUCGGCAUGUCGCCGCCAGCCCCGCAGCCGCAGCUGCUGCGCCUGGCGCUGCGCGUCUACAUGAACACGGUGUUCAACCCGCCGUGCGGCUGCGCCCUGACGGCCGCCGCCAUGGGCUGCUGUGACGGCGGCGGCGGCGGCGGCGGCGGUGCCAAUGUGAGUGGCGGCGGCGACGCUGCGUCCAUGAGCAGUGGCAGCGGCAUGGGUGGCGGCGGCGGCGGCGGGCGAGGUGGCGGCGGCGGCGGCCAUGCCCCUGACUCCGCCGACGUCCGGAUGCUCCUGUGCCGCUGCCUAGACCUGGCAGCGGCGGCGGCGGCAGCGGCGGCAGCGGCGGCUGUGGCUGCGGCUACCGCUGCGGUGGCGGGUGUGAAUUGCUCAGGUCAGAACGCGGCGGUAACACCGCCGCCACUGCCGCCGCCGCCGCCGCCGCAGCUGCAGCCGCCGCCGCCAGCGCCUGCAGCGCUGUCCUGUCUGGCGGCCGCCACGCAGCUGGCGGAGCUGGCGGCGGCGGCCCUGAGCGCAUUCGCCAUCCCCGCGGUACGGGCGACGCUGGCGGCGCCGCAGCUUGCGGCUGUAGCACGCUGCGUCACGCAGCUUCUGACAGCUGCCUACGCUACAGCCGGUAGCGGUGGCGCCGCCGUCGGCAGUGGCAACAACAGCAGGAGCGGCAGUAGCAGUAGCAGUGGUCGCACCGCCCCGAGCCGCCAGGGCAGUAGCGGCAGCGGCAGCGAUCCAGCGGCGGCGGCGGCGGCGGCGGCGGCGGUUGUGGGAGGCCAGGUGACGCCGCAGCAGCGCUGCUGGCUGCUGGGGCUGCUGCUGUCGCUGCUGCGGCGGCCGCUGGUGCCACACGCACCACUGCUCACACAGUCGCACGCCUUGGGUGGCCUGGGGUUUGGCUUUGAAGGGGCAGUCAGCAGCGGCGGCGGCUGGGCAGGCGGCAGCGUGUUGGGAGGUGGCGGCGGUGGCGGCGCAACCGCAAACGCAGGCGCCGCCGGCGCCAACGGCGGAUCCGGGUCCGGGUCCGGGUCCGGGUCCGGGUCCGGGUCCGGGUCCGGGUCCGGGUCCGGGUCCGGGUCCGGGUCCGGGUCCGGGUCCGGGUCCGGGUCCGGGUCCGGGUCCGGUCCUGGCCAGGGUGGCGUUGGCUGGCUGCGGGAGCGGUGGGAGGGCGCCGUGGCGGCGGCGAUGGUGGCGGGCUGUGUGGGCCCUUUGGUCCGGGCGCUGCGUCAGCACCACGAACUCCCGGACCACCAACAGCACCACCGGCAGAACGGCAACGCCUCUGCUGGCGCGGAUGGCAGCGGCGGCGCUUACACCACCGCCACCACGCCCGCUGGCGGUGGUGCACCUGUGACAACGGCGCAGCUGUCACGGGAGCAAGAUCUCGCGCUGAAAUGCCUGGUGGCAAUGGCUGACGCCACCUCCGCCCCGGCGGCUGCAGCCGCCGCCUCUGGAUCCAACAGCGCAGCGGCGGCGGCGGCGGCGGCGGCGGCGAGGCAGGCGGUGGAGGCGGGUGCGGCGCCGGCGCUGAUGGCGGUGCUGGCGGCCGGGGGUGAUGCCGAGCGUGCCGUGCGGCUGCUGCUGUGGUUGGCGACGGGACCGGCGCCGGGGCUGGCGCCGACGGUUGAGAGUGCCGUGGUGGCGUUUAUGAAGAUGGCCGGUGAGGUUUCGGUGAAUGAUGGCAGUAGCAGCUGUUCCGGAGGACUUGGAGGUGGUGGCGGCAGUAGCGAGCAGGCGGCGGCAGCGUUUCUUCGUGGCGCGGCGGCGGUGGCGACAGUGCUGCUGCACGCCGGUCACCUGGGGCGCAGCGGCGGCAGUGGUGGCAGUAGCAGUAGCAGUAGCGCCCUGGGCGGCGGCAAGGGUGGAAGGGGCGGUCAGGGGCUGCUGGAGCCGGUGGCAAGCCGCGGCAAUGGCAGUAGCAUCGGUGGCGGCAGCGGCGGCGCCGGCGCCGGCAGAGGCCGCAUGCUGCUGCCUGCUGGCAGUAGCCAGCUGUACGGUGGCGGCGGCGGCGGCGGCGGCGGCGAUGAUUACGAGCUAGGGAUUGAGGGUGAUGGCGACUGCGUGUGCGUGUUCUGUGCCGCCCGCAUGACCAACAUGGCGGCGGCGGCGGCUGGCGGUGGUGCCGCCGCCGGCGACGCCGAGCCGCGGACAAGGCAGGAGGCGGCGGCCGCGGAGGUGGCAGUGGUGGCGGCCGAUGCCGCGUGGCGGCAGGCGAGGUGGCUGCUGUGCACGGUGGCGUCGAGCGUGCUGCUGAGUCGCAACGACCGCAGUGGCAACGCACAGACGCAGCUUGCGCUGCAAGGUUGGCAGCAGCACGCGAAGGUGGAGGUGGCGGCGGCGGCGGCAGAGCCGGAGCCAGAGCCGGCGGUAGCGCCAUGGCUCAUGCAGCAGCUGCUCUCCCCCGAGGCCCGAUCGCUGGUCUCCCUGGCCCUUCAUGUGCUGCUGGGGUGCCACGGCAGUAGCAGUAGCAGCGGCAUUGGCACUGCCGAGCAGCAGGCGCUACAGCCGAGGAAGUCUUUGGACCCGGAGGAGGAAGAGGCAAUAGCUGCGGCCCUGGCGCUGCUACAGCACGCCCUGGGCUAUGCUACUGCCGGCACCUCCAGCCCACCCAGCGCUCAGGCGGGCGUGCUACAGCCGUGUCAGGGGUUAUCGCCAUUGCCGCAUUGUGCCACUGCCACAGCCACGGGCCACGGCUCCGCUGGCAGCGCCGUUCCCGGCCCCGGGGGCGCUCAUCAUCAUCGCGGCGUGGUGCGGAGCAUCAGCAGCGUCACAGCUGGCGCCAUCGGCAGCGGCGGCAGUAGCAGCAGUCCUGCAGCUGCAGCCGGCUGUAGCAGCGGAAGCAGCAGCCGCAGCAGCACUAGCAGGGGAUGGGGUGCCGGCUGUAGCGACCCCCGCGCGGUCCGGUCACUGGUGUCUGUGGUCUGGUCGCUUGACGAGCCGCUGGGCCUGGUCCGCGUGCUGACCCACUUCGCAACCGCUGCUACAGCCUCACCCGUUGCUACAGCCCGACCCUUUGCGGCAACGGCCGCUGCUGCUGCUGCUGUUGCUACAGCCGUGGCGGCGCCGCCACGUGCCGCAGCCGCCGCCACGGCGGGGCGCUCGCGGCUGCUGGUCGGGGCCCGCGCGCUGCACUGCCUGCACCACUACCUGCUACUGCUGGGUGGGGUGGGCAUGGACGUACUGGCGGCUGUAGCAGCCAUGAGCGACAGCGGCGGCUGCGGUGGCGGCAGCGGCGGCGGCAGUGAUGGCGCUCUGGCCCAGCUAGCGGACUGCCUGGCCGCACAGAUACACACACUGAGUGCCGGUGCGGCACACGCCGGUCACACGGCGGCUGCAGCUGGUGCAAAUGUGGGCGGUGACGGCGGAGGCCGCGGUGGCGGUGGCGGUGGCGGUGGCGGUAGCGGUGGCGGUGGCGGUGGCGGUGGCGGUGACGGCAAAGAUGGUGGUGGGGAUGACCUGCUGCUGCUACAGCUGGCGGCGUGCGUGCUGGACGUGGCGUGGCAGGAAGCCCAGCGGCAGCUGCAGGAGCGGCGGCAGCAGCAAGAAGAGGUGGCUGCGGCGGAGGAGCAGCAGCAAGAAGAGGCGGCUGCGGCGGAAGAGCAGCAGGUGAUGGCAAUGGCGAUGACGGCGGUGGCAGGUGACGGUGCCCACAGGGGCCUAACGAAGUGCGCAAUUUCGCGGUGCCGCCAAUCCAAGGCCGGGGCACCUGUGGGACAAAAGCAGGUCAACGGGGCGACACGCGGCGGCCUCAGUGGGGAGCAGCAGAAGGAGGAGCAACAGGAGUUGCAGCAGCAGCCGCUGCGCGGCGCUAUGGCCUUGGCGGCGGCGGUCGUGCGAUGGCCAGCAGUAGCAGCCUUCCUGCAACAGCUGCCGCCGCAGCCGCCACAGCCGCCACAGCCGCCGCAGAUGCAGCCGUCGCAGCACCUACUGCCAACUUCGUUGCAGCCUAACCCUGCUGCCGCAGCGGCUGGAGCCCAGCCGCCGCUGACGCCGCCUCCGGUGGCGGAGGCUGCAGGCGCUAGUGCCGAUGCCCAGACAACCGCAUCGCCACCCUUUCAGGUGGCAGCCGCGGCAGGGGCAGCAGUCGGCUCGGCCGCGAUAGCCGCGAUGACGCCGGCAGUGGGCACCCCAGGGCUGCCCAGCCCCUUCGCCGCACAGCCGCUGGCGGCGCAGGCGGCGGCGAAGGCGGCAGCGCAGGCAGCUGCGGCGCAGACGGCGGCGCAGGCAGCAGCGGUGGCGCAGGGCGAGGGCGAGGGACACUCCGCCCGCCCCUCCAGCGGUCUGCUGCACAAGUGGCACUCCGCCAGUGAGACCGACAUGCAGCAAAGGCAGCAGCAACAGCUGCAGCAGCAGGCGCCGCAGCAACCACAGCCGCGGACAGCCGCCACGGCAGCGCCGCCGCGGCGCCUGCCUCGCGCUAUGGCUUCCAUCUGCUCCACAACUGCCGGCCGCACCGCCCUCACCGCCCUGUACCAGUCCGUGAUGCUGCUGGAAUGCGGAGCCGGCAGCAGUAGCAGUGGAAUGGGCGGCAGUAGCACCCGUGGCGUGCUGCUAGCCGCGCAGCAGGCGAGCGGAGUCAGCGGCAGCAGUGCGGUGGAGUGGCGGCAGCACGUGCGCCUGCUGCUGCGCGGGCUACUGCCGCUGUUGCUGCAGCCGCGGGCCCCGCUGUUGCUACAGCCGCGCUGCUGCCGCCCGCCGCAACCGGCGGCCCGGCUGCACCCGCAGCCACAGCGCUCGUGGUCAAGUGCCGCAAUUACCCUGCCACACUUGGGGCCGGCUGCUGGCGUAGCUGGCGUAGCGGGCGCUAGUGCUGAGGUCGGCGGCGACGGCGGAGGCGAGGCGUGUGCUCAGGCAAUGCAGUUGCUGGUGCUGCUGGGCAGUGGGGUGGAGGAAGACGUGAGCGUUGCGGCGGUGCUGGAGGCGGCGGCCGCGGCUGCUGGCGGCUGCGAUGGGCAGCAGCAGGAAGGGGCUCAGCACGUGUGUGCUAGGACUGCUGGGAGCAGCAGCGGCGAGCGGAUGGUAUUGGCGGUGUUGGAGGCGGCUGCCCAACUGCUUCUGCUGCAGCGACCGCGGCCGCGGCAGCGGCAGGGCUUCACAGACACCGCUUCGGCAUGGCUGGCCAGCACUGCGGCCACCGCCACCGCCGUUGCUGAGCCAACGGCGGCCGGCUUGACCUCGGCGCCACUGCCCCAGCUUGACGGCGCCUCUCCGCCGCCGCCACAGCCACUGCUACAGCCGCCUGCAGCUGCAGCAGCUGCGGCGGCGGCGCAGCCGCCGCCACCUCUCAACCCGCUGGCGCUGCUGACGCCCUCUCGCCGCGCCUUCCUGCUGCGCCUUUGCGCCCGGCUGCUUGCCACACUCCCGCCGCCGCCGCCGCUACAGCCGCCGCGGUCGCCGCCAACCGGCGUUCCGCGGCGGCCGCACACCACCGCCGCCGCCACCAACGAUACCGGUGCCGCCGGCGCUGCUACUGACGCCGCCGCCGCCGCCUCAACGAUGGCCGCUGCCGAAGCUGGAGGCGGCGGACACGCAGCCAUGACGGACACGACGGCGCCUGCUGCAGCCGACGACGCGCCAGGGGUGGCGGCUGUAGCGGCUGUAGCGCAGGGCGCCGCGGCGCCGCCGCCUGUCUUGCAUGAGCUGCUGGCGCUGGCACUGGACGAGCUGGGCGGCGAGUUCGCAGCCCUGAUGCGGCGGCAGCGGCGCACGGCACCACUGCAGCAGCAGCAACACAAGCCGGAGCAUGUUGGUUUUGGUGCUGCUGCUACUGCGAGUGAGGGAGAUCCCAGCAGGAAAAACGGAGGCGGCGCCGGCGGAGGCGGAGGCAGCGGAGGCUGUGGCACCCUCGACGGCGGCAGUAGCAGCCGCCGUGGCUACAGCCGCCGGCCUGGAUCCAAACAAGCCAAUGCGUUGGCGGCUGUAGCAGCCACCGACAAUGCGCUCCUGCCGCCGCACUUGGACACUCACCACGUCACCCCUCUAGACCUAACCAACCCCAACCCACGCUACGGGCGCCCGGGAGAGCAGCAGCCGUCGCCGCGGCAGUUGGUUCCACAGCGGCAGCAGCUGCACCAGCAACCGUCCUGGCGACAGCAGGGCGGCGUCAGCGGCGGCGUCAGCGGCGGCGUCAGCGGCGGCGGCGGGGACGCCUGCCUUGACUCUGACACGCUCCGAGGCCUAGGCAGUAUGGCCAACUGCGCCGCCGCCGUCGCCGCCGCCACGCCGCCGCCGCUGCCUCCUCUCGAGCACCAUCUCCACCUCCACGAGCGCGGCACCUUUUCUAUCGACAUCCGCCGCCGUCAGCAGCCCCGCAAUGCUGGCCUUGGCGCCACCACGGCAGCCGCUGCCGUCGCCGCCGCCGGUACUGGCGCCGCUGCUGCCACUGCGGCUGCUGCCGAUGCCAGUGCGGCGGCCUUGCAGGCGGUCCGGGCCCGCGCCCGCGCUCGACCCCUGGCGACGGCGGCCGUGGCGGCCGGCCGGCGCCGUCUCGGCGCUGCUGCCGGGGAGGCCAGCAGACCCCGGCGGCAUGCUGCUGCUGACUGGGAGGGCGGAGUCGCGUUGAUGCGGCUGCUGCACGAGGGCCGUGGCAGCCACGACAGCACGGCAGGUGAUGGGGAUGGAGGCGGCGGCGAUGGGUUUCAUCAGCAGCGUGCGCAGGUGGCGGCGCUGGUGGUGGCGGCGCUGGAACUCCUGACCCAGCUGCUGCUGCUACUGCCGCUACAGCCGCAGUCACAUCAGCUACAGCCGGUUGUGGCGGCGGCGACGCCAGGCUCUGCUGCUGGUACUGCUGGCGGCUCCGCCGCCUUACUGCCGCCGCCAGCUGUGCUGCGCAAGCAGGUCACCAGCAGCGAAACCUACGGCGGCACAAGCAGCUUCGAUGAGGGCACACGCGGGGAGCUGGUUGCGCAGCUGGUGGCGGCGGUGGCGUCCGGCAGCGGCGGCGGCAGCCGCGGCAGCAGGGCUGUAUGGGCGGAUCAUGGCGGCGGAGAUGCGGAGGAGCAGGAGGAACAGGAGGAGGAGCAGGAGGACAGGCAGCUGGAAGAGAGCGAGGAGGCGGACGAGGGCGCCUGGGCGGGGCCGCCGUGGGUGGAGGACGAGGGCGCGAUGAGCGUGCGGGUUGCGCUGCUGCAGUGCUUGGAGGUGGCCCUAGGCAGCAGCACCCACAGCAACAGCAGCAUUAGCAACGACACCGCCAGCAACAAACGCAUCACCAGGACGGUGGCAGCCACCACCAAGGACGUGUGUGGUGAUGAUGCGGCGGCUGCGGACACGGAUCCAGCGGCCCGCGGCGCCGCGGCCGCGCUGCUGUUGUUGCGGCGUGUGGGGCCGCCGCUGACGGCGGCGCUGCUGCACUUGUCGGACGAUGUGGACUUGCUGUCAGACCCACAACAGCAGCAACAGGCCGCAGGAGCCCUCACGACUGAGGAUGACACGCCUGCUGCAACGGCAGCAGCGGCGGCGGCGCGGCGGCAGCAGAGGCGGCUGUCGGGUCUGUUGCAGCUGGCGUGCCGCUUGGUCACCGGCGCAUCUGCAGCUCUCACACAGCAAGAAUCCAGCCUGCUGCCGCCUGCGGCACCUGCGGCUGCUGCAGUGGCUGUAGCAGAGCUCCUGCAAGCACAACAGCAGCAGCAGCAGCAGCAGCAGGAGCAGCAGCAGCAGCAGCAGCAGCAGCAGCAGCAGUACCUGCUGCACCUGCAGCGGCCUGCGGGCCUAUUGCGCCUGGUGGCAGCCAGCACACGUGCCGCCCUCGCCCUGCUGAUGCCUCGCACACCGCCACCUCCCACGCCGCUGCUGACCGCCGCGGCUACUGCCACCUCUUCUCCUGCUACUGCCGCUACUGCCGUUGUUGCUUUUGCUGCAACCACGACGACGGGUGAUCUGGAAGCGGGCGGCGACGGCGGCGGCGGCGGCGGCGGCGGCGCAUCAGAGCUGCUGCAGGUGUGUGCGCGCUGCCUCUCCGCAGCCUGCGGCGCACUGGAGGCCACCGCGGGCGUGUCACACGGCUGGCCCCCAGCAGCUCCCCCAACCCCAAGCCACGCGGCUACAGCCGCGAGUGCUGCAACCGCAGCUACUGCCGCUGACGGCGGCACGCCACCGGCUGUAGCACUGCUGGCGCAAGCGCCGUGGCCGCCGGGGCUGGCGCCGGAGCAGCUACUGCCGGCGGCGCUGCCUGGGCUGCUACAGCGCCUGCAGGCCCGCCUGGUCGCCUGCUGGUGCAGCGGCGGCGGCAGCGGCGGCGGCGCCAGCUGCUACAGCCUCGGAUGCGCACUUGGCGGCGGCAUAAGUGCUGCCUCUUCAGGGGCUCGAGGCGGUUGCGGCGGCGAUAGCAGUGUGGCGGAGGCGGUGUCGCGGGCUGCGCGUUUCACUGCCCGACUAGACGAGCUGCAGAAGCUGCUGGACGGCUGGAGCCCGCUGCAGUGGGCGGCGUGGCGUGGCGACUGCGCCGCAGUGGCAGCUGCCAUCGCCCGCGCGGCUGCCGCCCCGCCCCCAAAGCCGCCGGCGGUUCCUCCUAGCAGCGCCAGCACCAGCACCAGCAGCACCGGCAGCGGCAGUAGCAGCCGCAGUAGCGGCGCCAGUAGCAGUGGCAGUAGCAGCGGCACACCAGGCAGCAGCAGCAUUGCGCGAGUACGGCAGCUGAUGGACUACAGGGGCCGGGACGGCCGGGUGUCGCCGGCGCUGCACCUGGCGGCGGCGGCGGACCAGUCGGCGGCGGUGGCUGCGCUGCUGGCGGCGGGCGCAGACCCGGAGGCAACACACGCGGACCAGGGCACAGCGCUGUUCUCGGCUGCGGCCCACAGCGCCCUCCACGCCCUGGGCGUGCUGCUGCGCUGGCGCCGGCAGGCGCCGGCGUCCACCCCUCCUGCUACUGCUGCUACAGCUGCUGCUACUGCCGCAGCGGCAGCAGGGACAGCGGCUGUAGCGGCGAGUGGCGUGGACACGGAGACACGCGUGGGCGGCCUGACGCCGCUGCUGGCCGCCGCGUCGGCGGGCCGCGCGGCGGUGGUGGCGGCGCUGCUUGCUGGCGGCGCCGACGCGGGCGCGGCGGCGGAGGGCCGCGGUGUGGGUAGCGGCCAGCGGGCGCUGGCGCUGGCGGCGGGUGCAGGGCAUGUGGGUGUGGUGCGGCUGCUGCUGCGGUGCAGUCGCAUGGAUGUGGACGCGGUGGACACACGGAACGGUAGCACGGCGCUGCUGACUGCGGCGGCGGCGGGUCAGGAGGCGGCGCUGCGGCUGCUGCUGGCGGCGGGCGCUGACACGGAGAAGUACAACAACGACGGCUGUACGGCGCUGCACGUGACUGCGGCGGGCGCCAACCCAGGCCAUGCGGGCUGCCUGCGUGCGCUGCUGGAGGGAGGUGCAGACCUGGAGGCACGGCACCAGCUGGGCUGGACGCCGCUGUUCAUGGCCACCUGGCACGGCCACGUGGAGGGCGUGCGGGCGCUGCUGCAGGCGGGGGCGGAGCUGGAGGUUGUCAACAGGGACGGCGCCACGCCGCUGCUGGUCGCGGUGAUGAGCGGGCGUGAGGAGGUGGUGCGGGUGCUGCUCUCUGCAGGCGCCAGCAUGAGCACCGCAGACAAGAACGGCUGGACUCCGCUGUUUGCCGCCGCGCUGUACGGCCACGUGGCCAUCGCGCAGCUGCUCGUGCGCAUGGGCGCGCCGCCGGACCUGGAGACAAGGGAUGGCAAGCAACCCCUGCACGCCGCCGCCAUCAACGGCCACGUGGACGUCAUUCGAGCGCUGCUGGCGGCGGGGGCGGACCGCGGCGCGCGCACACACUCCGGGCAGACGCCAUUGGAGCUGGCGAUAGGCUUUGGUCGCAAGGCGGCGGCGGAGCUGCUGCAGGCGACGGGCGGUGGCGGCGGCGGCGGCGGCCCGCCAGGCAGUAGCAUUGGGCCAUUGGCGGCCUCGCCGGCGUUGGCGUUGGCAGACGUGCCUGAUGCACGGCGUAGGCGCCUGACAUGCGCACAAGACAAGAGUGGUGUAACAACGAGCGCGUUGGGCAGUACCGUACCGUAUGUGUCGUGGUAGGUGUGGAUCAGGGGGUUAACUUUGAACCAAUGCCGUAAGGAAACAGUCGCGCGCGUGGACCAGGGAUGGAUGGUUUAGGCGGUGUGUCGUGCGUGGGCACCGGGAGCCGCAAAGCGGACCUCGAAGGGGACCUCAAGGCAGACUUUGCGUCUUGAGCAUCUCGUGUACAGUCUACUACGCUACGCAUUGUUUGCCCGUGCUUCCGUAGCUGCUGCUAGUUU
This is a messenger RNA of Chlamydomonas reinhardtii, 11600 nucleotides long. RefSeq lists its product as uncharacterized. Gene Ontology annotation, molecular function: protein binding. Lineage: Eukaryota; Viridiplantae; Chlorophyta; Chlorophyceae; Chlamydomonadales; Chlamydomonadaceae. The transcript is spliced from 17 exons. The record is from RefSeq and is a predicted model, not a curated record. The coding region runs from base 361 to 11379 and encodes 3672 amino acids.